Molecule: messenger RNA, 1173 nt
Organism: Oryza brachyantha (malo sina)
Lineage: Eukaryota; Viridiplantae; Streptophyta; Magnoliopsida; Poales; Poaceae
Product: cytosolic sulfotransferase 17-like
Exons: 1
Coding region: 13-996 (327 amino acids)
Biological process (GO): sulfation
Cellular component (GO): cytoplasm
Molecular function (GO): sulfotransferase activity
Source: RefSeq, a predicted model, not a curated record
UCUCAGUUAGCCAUGGCACAGGUUCCAUCAGAGAGGGAUGAGUGCCCCCCUGAGCAUGCCUCAUUAGGGAGCCUGAAAGAGUUCAUAUCCAAACUACCAACAAGAGAAGGUUGGUCUGGGCCAAUUGUCCUGUACAAGGACUACUGGUUUAGGCCUCAGCUGCUGGAGAACAUCUUGCUUGCACAAAAGAAUUACAACCCUCGCAGCGAAGAUAUUAUCCUUGCGACGCAGCCCAAAAGCGGAACAACCUGGCUCAAGGCUCUGUCCUUCACCAUCAUAAACAGGUCUCACUACGGUUUCAGCGACCACCCUCUCCUGACUCGCCACCCUCAGCAUGUCGUGCCGUUCAUCGAGAUCCCUCUCAAAGGUAAGCACAUUAGCUACGUAGAAUCACUUCCUUCUCCUAGGCUUCUCGCCACACACAUGCCACUGUCUUUUAUACCGGCGGUGUCGAAUCAGCAAAGCUAUCGUGUUGUGUAUAUAUGUCGGGAUCCCAAAGAUGUGUUUGUAUCAAGGUGGUACUUUGAAAACAAGAUAUUCGACGAUGUCAAGCUAGACAUGGGUAACACUUUCGACAUGUUCUGCCAAGGGAUCUCCCCUUAUGGUCCAUUUUGGAGUCACUUCCUUGAGUACUGGAAGGCAAGCAUUGAAACACCAGAGAGAGUGAUGUUCUUGAAGUAUGAAGAUUUGAAGUCAGACCCAGUCCAAGUUGUCAAGAAGCUUGCUCACUUCUUCAGUGUGCCAUUUACCAGAGAGGAAGAAGCUGGUGGUGUUCUUGAACAAGUGGUGAAGUUAUGUGACUUCGAGACACUGGCAAGCCUGAAAGUUAAUCAGAAUGGUGAGACUCGUCAUGACAACAAGAUUCAAAUCGAUAAUUCUGUAUUUUUUAGAAAAGGAACAGUAGGCGACUGGGUAAACCUCAUGAGUGAAGAGAUGGGGGCAAGGUUGGAUCAGAUCGUCCAAGAUAAACUCCAGGGAUCUGGUCUGACCUUCUGAUGAAUGGCCAUGUUCAGCUAGCUGUUCAAACAGUCACUCCAAUGUUAAACUGUUCUGCUAUUCACAUCGUGUUUGUCCAUGCUGGCUGGCAUGCGAUAUGUUUGUUGUGUUGUUGAAUAUUUGGGUUAAUUGUUGGUUCAUGUUGUAAGGAGCUGUCGUGUGUUGCAGUCUGAACAA